Molecule: messenger RNA, 1845 nt
Organism: Linnemannia hyalina
Lineage: Eukaryota; Fungi; Mortierellomycota; Mortierellomycetes; Mortierellales; Mortierellaceae
Source: the annotation of a GenBank genome assembly
AUGGUCACACAGGAACAUAUCGACACAGUGCUGACCGAGUCCACCUUGGAUGUAUUGGAUGCAUCGGUUGGCAUCUAUUGGCGCGAACCAGUCGAAGGCCAAAACGUUACCGACAUCGACAUUGCUAGAUCCCAGAGCAGAGCGUUCAGCUGGGCACGUGAUGUGGUCAUCCCAGCGGAAACGCGGGUACAACCUGACCGUGAGACCAGAACUCGCCUUUCCGAACUUUAUUACCAGAACCGCUAUCUGCCUCUACCCAUGGUCCAGCGGGAACAUCCUUUCAAGGAGAGAUACCUGGGGAUACACAUCUGCACGAUCCAGGGUCUGCUGCUCUUUGCGAACGAAAGCAGGACUAUCGCUCAGCGUACAGGACUCGUCAACCAAGCCAUCAACAUGGCCUGCAUAAUCACUGUUCAUUCCAGGCAGGAUGAGAGCAUCAACAGUAUCAUGAAGGCGUACCUUGCACGCCUGUUCCGGUGCUGCUUUAUCUACGACUUUACCCUAUCCGCCAUCGAAGGGGGACUUGCCUUGAUCAAUGACGAAGGCACCGCUGUCUACAUGUUUGAGGCAGGCGACUUGGGCCCAGAGGACGAGGCCUGCUCUGGCCAGCACAUGCUUCACUGUGUACUCGGAGUAGUUCCUCUUCAACGGCUUGGAGCUGCUGGACAAGUCUUUGUUCAGAAUGUUCCGCAUUUGUACAAACCGGAUGCAACCACGGAGAACUUGGAAUCGAUUCAUGCCCUGGCAGUCCAGCUUGGUUUUACUCGCCUAACAAUCACCACAACGACCUCUUCAGGAUCCGACAGUGCCGUCGAUCGUCCUUCCCAACCGUCUUUACCUGAGGAGUCGCCAAGGUUCAUAAUCACCAACUUCGAACAGAUCUCUCGUGGCUUGAUUGGUGGACUGAUGGAUUUGACUGUGGUCUUCGAUCAGGUGUUGGAACUUCCGGUCUUUCUUCUUGACCUACUAGGCUUGUCGCCCACAAAAGAUGCUUUGGUUCUCAAGAUCACGGAUCCAUCGUCGACUUAUACCGUCGGUAUUCACGACAACGGUGUUCAACUCCUGGAACUAGAACUGGUUUGGCUGAUGUCUCGAGGAUACUCUCCACGGCCAAGUUCGACGGCGAUCUACUCACCAAGUCCAUCCUCGCCGAUGCCACUGUUCGUAACCCCCGGACGUAACCUCGACGCCUUUCUCGACACCUACGGUCCCUUCAUUCGGAUACUGAACACCAAUGACAAAUUCAAAUCAACCUGCUUCGACACAUUGUCCAAGGCAACCCUUCGUCAAGAUGUCUUGGUCGGCUUCCCUUUGAACAGCGAAUCAAGCACGGUCCCUAACAUGUUGGAAGGCAUGGGACGCGUUCAGGUUGUGAUAUUCCAAGGUGAAUUAAACAUGGAGACAUGGAUCGCGCAAGUGCUGGAGUCCCUAACCAGCAGUUCCCCUUUAAUUGUGCUUGACCGGGUCGAGGACUUCCACAGGAUCGCCCCUGGACACGACGAAACUAGCCUGGGUUGGUUGAAGUUUCGGCAAGAUAUCCAAGCUCUCAACGCCUUUCAUCUAGAGGUAAUUGCAGAGCUCGUUAAGGCUACCAACCAUGACCUCGAAACAACUGUGAUCCAGCUGGUAGAACGGUCCCAGGAGAAGCAACGUGUGUUGUCGAUGAACAAGUCGAGUAGUAGGGAUGCGACGAUGAUUAAGGAUCUAAUGGUGCGUCAGAGCGGGUAUGCACACUUGUUGGUGUCGUAUCAGACGAAUGUGACGAUGGACCAGGUCCAAGAGACGCAGGAGAAGUUGUAUAAGCGGGGGAUCCAUUGGUGCCUCUUUACCAUGAGUGACCUCUGA